Molecule: messenger RNA, 3745 nt
Organism: Medioppia subpectinata
Lineage: Eukaryota; Metazoa; Arthropoda; Arachnida; Sarcoptiformes; Oppiidae
Source: the annotation of a GenBank genome assembly
ACACAAGUCGUUUCAGUCGUCAGUCGUUUGGAACCGUCGAUCGUAACACUUCUCGCUCGACGUCUCGUCCGUCUUCUCAUCGCUCUAUACCUGAGCCCUGACUUACCGCCGAUGACCACAUCGGCCAACACUCUUCGCCCGUACAAUAGAAGUGAAAGCUUUAUAAUUUGGUGACCAUUACUGUGAGCGCCAGUGCCUACGGGUGAGAGACCGCACCCUAAAAGGCAAUGUAUUAUCCGAGUGUAUUCGCCGGCGUCCGCCCCUUCCAAACGCUCGGGGAUAGAGUCGACAAUCCAUUAGACUUAUCAGUAAAGCAGUCCCUCAGACCCGAUGCUCCCCAACACCACAAUUUGCAACUUAUGAUUGAACGCAAGUUAGCCAUCGAUCCGCUUCCGUCCCGAUCUCAACACAUGCCUCUUCUCGACACUAUGUAUGCGUAUAAGCCCUUCAUCACAGACCCGACGCAGUGUCCAAUAGGAAGUGCGGCCCUUAUGGGUCAGUCCAUCGGUAACCCCUAUUGUUCUUCAUUGUCGUCUUCUUCGGGAAUCAGUCAUUUGGGUUUAAUUCCGGAUCUAUUGCAUCAAAAUAGAGAUGCAUUGGCUUUGGAAGCGUCUUCUCUAACGCCUUAUCCGUUAGAAAUCUCGGCUCAUAUGCCGUAUCACAUGCGCAUCGGAAGCGCCACUGCGGCCACAAUUGCCAUCAAUAAUGCCAAUCAAAGGUCUUAUUUCGGUCACAACUCUUUGGGUUCCGUUCUGUCACCACAUAUGACACCUUCCUUUGCUCCGUCUAUUCCCCACUACUCUCUCUAUUCGGAUCUUUUAAAUGACAUCAAUCGACGACCAGUUGAGCCCGAAAAGAGUGUCUUCGGCUCAUUGGCGGCAAUGGGAGCGCCACCCGAACCGACCACACGAUUCUCAGAACACUUACAAAGACUUCGCGACCAUAAUCUCCAACAAACCAAAUGUUCGGCCGUCUGUUGUCUGCCAUCGUCUUCGACCAAUGCCUGUAACUGUUGUAAUAUCGGGCUCUCAAUCAAUAACAACAUGUCAUCAGUUUUGCAGACAUUGUCACCGCUUUCGUCCAAAGAAGUACAUCAAACCAAUAGUUCUUGUGCACAAUCUGUGGACCCUUUCGGUGAUAACAGACGUGAAAAUAAAACGUUGGACACCAAAUAUUUUUCCCGUGAGUCAAACAGCCAUUUCUGGGACUCUUCAGUGUCUGUUCACCAAAAAGAGUGUCAAAAAGAGGAGAAAACAUUUGCAGAUAAGUGUCACAAAAGUCAGGAAGUGGUCACUCAUGAUGUGAUCACUAUUGAUGAGGAUUACAAUGACGUAGAGAUUGAAGACAUAAAGCAAACGACUAAUGAGUUGAUGGAAAGAAAGUCGACCGAAACAACGAGUGGUCAGAAGGAGAGCGGAUCAGGUGUGGAGGGAAGUGGAUAUGGAUUAAGCAAUAGUGUUAAGUGUAGUGGAAGUGAUGAAAGUGUCGAAACAGAGACUCAACACAAGAGUUGUGAAGUGAAAUGCAUUUCAACGCAAGACACGGCUCAUCAAAGCCAUAAUCACUCGCAUAGAGAGACACAAAAGACAUAUCAAGACAUUGGAGUGAAAAGCAAUGCAACAAAACAACUCAAAGACUAUAAACUCAUAAACAAAAAUCAAAAUAUAAAUUCAGUCGAUAAAAGACAAGCAAAAGAGACGAAGACAGUAGAGGUUCAGUGCGAUGGACCCGAUUGGACACCCAUUGUGUUGCCGACACAACUCAGACUUAAAUUACAAAAAGCGGUUCGCAUUUCUUUGAGUGAUUCCAAUACCACUUCCAACCGAUCGAUAGGUCAUCGAAAUGAGAGCAAAAAGUGUAAACAGAAGCACAUCCACACUCAUCAUAGAAACCAUAACAGAUCCCGAUCUUCAUCUUCAUCCACCGGUUCCAGCAGAAGAUCGUCACCAGAUAUGAGACAACAUUUGGACAGUAAUUGUGUGAAAUCACGGAAGCGAUCAAUGCUUAAGUGUUUGGUUAAUUCAGAGGGAUAUGUGGCCGACAAGAUCAAGACAAUCGGUGGUCAACACGAUCUCAUUGUGUCGGAUCCGUCACAACUUGGACGUGAAGAACGUGCUCUUCAGCGCGCUAUAAAACACUUCGAAGUACUCCAUAAACCAGAGAAGAGCUCAAUAGAGAUCUCUCAGACAGAAGAAGACAAACAAAGUUAUGAUUGCGACACGAAUUCAAAGUUCGAAAAUAAUGUCAAAGAAUAUCAGAAUAUUAUCGAAUCAGUUGUCAAUGAAAGUGAUCUUAAAGUGCAUUCUUCAGAGUCUUCAAAGAGUAGUAAGAAAUGUAAAGAAAGUGAAAAGAAUGAAGAUUUGGACGAAUCGAUGAAUUCGUUAAAUAAGACAAAAGUGAAACCGAACUCAAAGAAAAGAUUAAUAGAAAGUUGUGAAACAAAGACAAAAGGAUUGGAUGUGAAGCUCAAAGAAAAGAAAGUGAAACCAAACGAGAAAAGCGAUGAAAAGACGGCUCAACACAACAUUCAAUGCAAACAGAAAAAGGCAAUGGUAAGCGUCCGUCGGAGACGAUUCCGCUCGGGUCUGGAUAUGAUCCGAAACCCGAACCGACGCAAGAAAGCGCGUCUCAAUCAGAUUCAGGCGUCCCUUAAGAGGGAACAGUUGGGCGGUUUGGCCGGCGAUGAAUUGGUCCACAAAUCGAUCUCAUUACCGAAACAGAACUCGGAUUCAGUGAAUGGAUGCCUAGAAGUGAAGCGCCUUAUGGUGAACAAGGCUUUGGGGGAAACACUGUUACAUAGGGCCGCCCGGAGUAACCGAAUUGAUGUCGUCAAAAGCUGUCUUCAGUCAAACACAUGUGAUGUGAACGCAAAAGACAACGCAAACUAUACACCCCUUCACGAGUGUUCAACUCGAGGCAACCUCGAGAUCGCAGCUCUACUCUUGCAGUGCGGCGCUCACGUGGACGCCAGUGCCACGGGAGGCAUCAGACCUCUUCACGACGCCAUUGAGAACAAUCACAUAGAAGUGGUGCGACUUUUGCUCGCAUACGGAGCCGAUCCUAACAUAAGCACAUAUUCAGGUGCGACUCCUUUGCAAUUGUCGCGCUCUAAACACAUGACAACAUUCCUCACCGGCUUUCUCAACGAUAUAUCAGGAGAUAAACACAAAUCAAGUCAACCAUUGCUCUGGAAGUUCUCAGAAUCAGCACAUAUUUCAUAUACUAAACAAAUUGGAUUCGAUGUGUUUGAUGGCCUCCCAUCGGAUGCAGAGGAGGAAUCACAAGAUUUUCUGUUUGAAGACAAUGACAGACCUUUGGAUAUAACAUAUCGAUUGCGUAAUUCUGCCAAAGAAUCAAAUCAUUUGAUGCGUUUGUGUGAUGUGCUCAAGAGAACUGGUCUAACGAGGGAUGAAUGCACUAAACGACAUGUAAAUGUGAAGAUAGUGUCCAUUUGCAGGCAAGAGUUGCAAAGGUCUACAAUCGGACAGUUAGUGCGCGAAUGGGAAACGGAUUCUUCCAUUACUGAGGAUAUGAUUGUUUUGGAUGACAGCGUGAGAAGUAUUUUAGGAAUAGAGACCUUAAGAUUGGGAUAAAUGUUACGCUUUUAUGAUCUCAAGAGUUGAGAAAUGUUAACAAUUUCUGUUUGUAUCAUACAUUGUGCCAAAAAUAGUGUUAAAUUUGUAUUUGUUUUUAUAAAUCAAUUGAAUAUUAAUAUAUAUUUUAUGAAUAAAAGUAACGUAAAAGA